Kazachstania africana CBS 2517 is the source of this 1401-nucleotide messenger RNA. It is a transcript of the gene CIT3, whose product is annotated as citrate (Si)-synthase CIT3. Gene Ontology annotation, molecular function: 2-methylcitrate synthase activity. The record is from RefSeq and is a predicted model, not a curated record. Bases 1 to 1401 code for a protein of 466 amino acids. Lineage: Eukaryota; Fungi; Ascomycota; Saccharomycetes; Saccharomycetales; Saccharomycetaceae. Gene Ontology annotation, biological process: tricarboxylic acid cycle; carbohydrate metabolic process. Gene Ontology annotation, cellular component: mitochondrial matrix. The transcript has a single exon.
AUGCUUAAAAACACUGUACGUUCUCUGAAAGAUGAAAUAAAAGAAUUAAUUCCCCAAAAAACACAGCAAUUUAAUUUGUUUAGAAAAAAAUUUAAAGAUGUGAAAAUUGAUACAAUCACUGUGAAUUCAAUUCUAAGUGGCAUGCGUGGUAAUAAAUCAAUGUUUUGGCAAGGUACUACCUUAGAUCCAAUUGAAGGUAUCAGAUUUAAUAAUUUUACAUUAUCACAAUGCCAAACUUCUUUGCCGGGUUUGAAUCAAAAUAAUCAUUCAAAUAUUUUUUUACCUGAGUCAAUGCUAUGGUUUCUUAUGACGGGUGGUAAAAUCCCAACUUUGCAACAAUCUUUGCAAUUAUCGAAUGAUUUAUCAGAAAGAACUAAGAAUGGAAAUUUACCACCGAAUGUCAAUAAUAUAUUAUCACAAUUACCAAAAAAAAUGCAUCCAAUGACGCAAUUAUCAAUUGGCUUGUUGCUGUUACAAGAAAAUUCCUUUUUUCAAAAAAAUUAUGAGAAUGGUACUUUAAAUAAAGACACAUAUUGGGAAGAUACACUUGAAGAUUCCUUAAAUUUGAUAGCAAUGAUGCCACUUUUAGCAGGAAAAAUAUACUCCAAUAUGAUAAACGAAGGUAAACCCUUGGGUCAAUUCAAUCCUAGUAAGGAUUGGAGUUACAACAUAUGUUCAUUAAUUGGAAUUAACAAAAAUUCAGAUUCAUCAAAUAUCUCAAAUUUGUCCAACAGACAAUUAGAAGAUUUCGUAAAUUUAAUGAGACUAUAUUUGGGCAUUCAUGUAGAUCAUGAAGGUGGCAAUGUCUCCGCUCAUUCCACCCAUCUUGUAGGUAGUGCUCUUACAGAUCCAUAUCUCAGUUAUUCGUCCGGAAUCAAUGGACUUGCAGGCCCAUUACACGGUCUUGCCGCACAGGAAGUUGUCAGAUUUUUAAUUGAAAUGAAUUCUAAUAUUUCAAGCCCAAAAAAUCUCUUGGAAAUAGAAAAUUAUCUAUGGAAUUUACUAAGUUGUAAGAGAGUAAUUCCAGGCUAUGGUCAUGCCGUGUUAAGAAAUACAGAUCCAAGAUUUACCUCCCUUUUAAACUUUGUUCAUGAAAGAUCACAAGAAUUUGCAAAUGAUAGUCAUGUCCAAUUGAUGCAAAAUUUGACUAAAGUGGCUCCUAAAGUAUUAACUGAGCAUGGCAAAUGUCAAAACCCUUAUCCAAAUGUCGAUUCCGCCUCUGGAAUCUUAUUUUAUCAUUACGGGUUGAAACAAACACUUUUCAUGACAGUUAUAUUUGCAUGUUCGAGAGCAAUUGGUCCCUUAUCCCAAUUAGUUUGGGAUCGCAUAUACGGUUUACCAAUUGAAAGACCAAAGAGCCUCGAUUUAAAUUCCCUCAAAAAAUUGGUCACUUCGCCAUGA